Messenger RNA from Peniophora sp. CBMAI 1063, 1056 nucleotides. The record is from the annotation of a GenBank genome assembly. NCBI's taxonomy places the organism in Eukaryota, Fungi, Basidiomycota, Agaricomycetes, Russulales, Peniophoraceae.
AUGUCCGGUUCCGCCUCCUUCGAUCUCGGUCCUCCAGAGCAAAGCGCCGGCUCCUUGUUCCUCAAAUCGCAGUUCCUCACUUCGCCCCAAUGGCCGCCCGCCGACACCAACCUCUCCGGCAAGGUCGCAAUCGUGACCGGCUCCUCCAGCGGUCUUGGGCUUGAGGCAUCUCGCCAACUACUCUCCUUCGGCCUUUCGACCCUCAUCAUGGCCGUCCGCUCGCCCGGAAAAGGCGAAGACGUUGCGACCACUUUCCGGACCGAGUUCCCUGAGGCGGACGUACGUGUGUGGCCUCUGGAGAUGGAAUCCUAUGCAUCGAUACAAGACUUUGCGCGGCGCGUGGACGCCGAGUUACCGAGGCUCGACAUCGCCAUCCUCAAUGCUGCUCUACAGAUGGCGAACCAUGUUCCUGUUACGUCGACGGGCCACGAAAAGCUGAUCCAAGUCAACUACCUAUCGACUACGCUCCUCGCCAUACUCCUCUUACCGCUCCUCAAGGCCAAGUCUUCGGACCCGCGCCUCAGCAUCGUCAGCUCUGGCACAGCGCGCGGAGCCUCCCUCAACAUACCCCCGGGCACGCCUAUCUUGCCCUCUCUCGACGACCAGACGAAGCCCUACGAUCCCGUCGAGCGUUACGCGGUGAGCAAGCUGCUCGGACAUCUGUUCUUACUCGAGCUUGUGCUGCGCUACGUUCGUGCGGAGGAUGUCGUCGUCAACCUCGUCGAUCCGGGUCUAGUCAAGAACACGGAUCUGCAGCGCGGAGCGCCAUUCCUCAUUGACGCGUUCUUCACGAGCUUCAAGGCGAUCUUUGGGAGGACGGUGCCAGUUGGAGCGUCGACGUAUGUCGACGCGGUUGCUGUGAAGGGGAAGGAGAGCCAUGGGUGUUUUUUGUCGAACUGGAAGAUCUCGCCGUUUGCGGCCUUCCUAUAUACGCCGGAGGGAGAGGCGGCGAGGAAGCAGUUGUGGAAGGAGACGAUGGAGGAACUCGAGUUUGCCAGCGUAGAAGCAAUACUAGACGACCUGAAGAGUCUGAAAGCACAAAGUCGGACUGACUGA